GCCCCCGAGGAGGCGGAGCAAAGCUUCCGUGCGCAGCCUCAGGAGCGCCGUUGUCACUUCCUGCUCCCGCCUCUACGCGCCAGGGCGCCGCGCUCGCAGGCGUCUUCUUCCCCGCCUCCUCUGUUUCCUUGCCGGCGUUGCUGGUGCUGCGGCGGCGGCCGCCUCAGCUUCUGACACCCCCAACCUCAGCCUCGAAGCGUCGUAUUCCGUUGCCGCCCUCCCCGCCCGACUCACACGUUUCCUCACACCUCCCUCGGGCGAGGGACGGAGGCAAGAGGAGAGGGUGGGAGCCACGGCGGCGGCGGCCCCGGCCCCUCUCGCAGCUUCGCCACUGUUGCUGCCAAAGAAGGAAGAGGCGGAGGAGGUGGCGGCCCUAGUGGCGGCUUCUGAGGAGGAGGCGGCGAAGAAGGCGGGCGUUCUCGCCACCCGUGCGUGGGGGGGCCCCGCAGGCAGGCCGGGGGCUCCGGCUCCCCUUCCCAGCCCCUCCCGGCGGUGACUCGAGGAGAUGCCCGUGAAAAAGAAGCGCAAAUCCUCGGGCCAGGCGGGCGACGAGUCGGGCCUCAAGAAAUGUAAAAUCAGCAGCUAUUGCAGAUCACAAGCUUCUAGUAAAGUGAUAAGUGGCGAAGAGCAUUUUUCAAGUAAGAAGUGCCUGGCUUGGUUUUAUGAAUAUGCAGGUGAUGAUGAAGUGGUCGGGCCUGAAGGAAUGGAAAAAUUUUGUGAGGACAUUGGUGUUGAACCUGAAAAUAUUAUUAUGCUAGUUUUAGCCUGGAAACUGGAGGCUGAAAGCAUGGGAUUUUUUACAAAGGAAGAAUGGUUAAAAGGGAUGACAUCAUUACAAUGUGACUGCACAGAAAAGCUGCAGAGUAAAUUUGAUUUUUUGCGUUCGCAACUGAAUGACAUUUCAACAUUUAAGAAUAUCUACAGAUAUGCAUUUGAUUUCGCAAGGGACAAAGACCAGAGAAGUCUUGAUAUUGACACUGCAAAAUCCAUGUUAGCUCUUCUGCUUGGAAGAACGUGGCCACUGUUUUCAGUUUUUUAUCAAUACUUGGAGCAGUCAAAAUACAGAGUAAUUAACAAAGAUCAGUGGUACAAUGUGUUAGAAUUCAGCAGAACUGUCCAUGCGGAUCUUAGCAACUAUGAUGAAGAUGGGGCAUGGCCUGUUCUUCUUGAUGAAUUUGUGGAGUGGCAAAAGGUGCGUCAAGCCUCAUAGCAAGAGCAGCCCGGAAGAAACGUUACAUCUUGUGAUACCUCCACCUUGAAAAACUGAGUCAAACCCAAGGAUUGGAUUCACAUCCUUACAAACUUUAAUCUUUUUUUUUCCUUUUUUUUUUAAAGGAAGCCUUUGUUGCUUGUGAAAUGGGCAUUGAACCACAUCUCUUCUAAGACUGAAAAUUGGAAGGUUUUGUCUUAAGUUUCUAUCAUUUCAGAACAAUAAAGAUUCAGAUUUGUAACAGUCUUAAAAGUGAAGAAUAUCCCUUGAAUAUGACUGGGAUUUCUAUAUUCAGAGCCAAAACAUUAUAGAGUGCAUCAGAAGUACCCCAUAUGAAUGUUUCAAUUCUGAAGAUGUAUUAAAAUUGUGGUAGUAUACAAAUCUGAUAUGAUAGUUCUAAUGGAAUGAUUGUCUAUAGGAAGAAUGAUAAACAUUAAGCCUUGGCUGGUGGUUUACUUGCCAUUUUUUGUGCCAUAGUUUACAGAUUCACUUGGAGACAUGGCCUUAAAUUUUUUUUAACAAUUCCUAAUUACCAUUUUGUUGUCUUCUAAUAGGACAUAAAAACUUGUCUGCUUUUGAACACAUUAAAAGUACAAAAAGGAUCCCUGUAAGGAAGCUACUUAUAUGGAGUCUUGGAACAGUCAUUAAAAUGUUUUUAUUAUAAACUGGCAUAAAUAUUAAAUGGAGAAGCCUAGGAAGACAAAACUACGUCUUCUGGUGUACACUUUACUGAGAACACUGAAUUGAUCUUCCUCUUCAUCUCAAAGUUUGGAGAGCUGUGCUUUACUUCCUGAUGACAGUUUUCUGUAUGUCACCCUGGAACUAAGAAGAGUUGCACUAGGUAUGUUGCCAUCCAGCAAGAACAUCAGAAAGAAUAGUUUCCUGUGGUAGCUAAUACUGAAAAUCAUAGCAAGUGCGGGAAUCUGAAGUGUUCACCAGUUCCUUGUUUUAUUACUUUAGUACCAUCGAUUAAUUGCCCAAAUACUAUUGUGCAGUUAUAUGAAAAGCAUAAAUUUUGGAAUUCCUUAAGAAAUCUCUGUAGUUAUCUGGUUCACAUCAGGUCACGUGACUUGGAAUGCAACAGAUAAUGCUUACAGAAAUGUCUUAACUGGCAGUUUACUUCCAGAUGUUACAGCUUUUGUGUAAUUGUGCAACAGGAUUUCAGCCAAUAAGUGCUAUGCAUGCAAAUGUUACUUAUGUUAAUUCUAACAUACAUGACCACACACAUCAUCGUACAUAGGAAUUUCCAAAACCUGCUCUGACAUAUAAAGAAAUAGCAAUGAGUUGAUAGCUGACUGAACAUUCAGGAAAUAAUAUAUCAUCCCAGUUUCCAGUUGCUGUUUCUUUUACACCAUCCUUUAGCAAAUUGGGUCAACAAUGUGAUGUAAUCAUCCUUGUUAAUAUACGAAGCUAUGUUGUGGGGGUAACAUUUGCCUCAGGAUAACAAGAAAUGUGUUGUGCACACUAUAACUGACUUCAGGUAGGAUGAGAAUAACCUCUUGUCUAGAAAAAACAUUUUGUAUAUUUGGCAGGGGGAGUUUUCAAUAAUUGAAUCUUUGUUCAGUAAGGGCUAUUUCGUUUUCAGUUCUACAAAGCUGUUCAAAUGUUUGUUCAAGCUAGUCUUUGAAUUCAGUUUCAGUCAUCUUGUAGGUAUGACAUUACAGUGGAUUUUUUUUUCUGCAGCUCUUCAGAAAAACCUGCAAAAGGCAGGUUUGGUUAGGCAACAUCUCUAACUCUUUGGAGACGCUACACUUGUGUUAAUAGGUGUUCCAUUUCAUUUUAGGAAGCUUGAAGUGACCUCUUCCUUAGUCUGAAAUAUACUUAGUCCGCCAGUCCUUGACUGGACAGAAAGCCAUUAAUGUUUGAUGCCAUACCACUUUUUUGGAAUACGCCCUAAAACUGUAGUGCUCAUUUAUAUUAACUUGGGAGUAGGUUCUUCUUUACUGCUUUGGUACUGUUUCCAACAUGUAGGGAGUUAAAAGAUUGCAUGUUUGCUAAUCAGACUGUUGAAUACAGUACAAGGUGACUUCCCGAAAUCAGAGGCUUGUCGCAGAAAAGGCUCUCUAAAUGAGCAGAAGAAAAUCCAUAUCCAAACAAUUGUUAUGGAUGUGAAGUGCGAUUUAUUCUGCCUGAAUGGAGUAUGAAAUGAUUGCACAAAUGAUUUCAUAAUAACUGUCAAUAUUGAAAAGCCUAGUAACUUGUAAUGAGCCUUGUUGGUGUAUCCCAGGAGAGGAGAUGAUUAGACUGGCAUUCUUCCCAGAAAGGGACAAUGCUGUUCUUUAAAGCCACAAGGCCAUGUUGAGCCUGUUGCAACAUGCACUAUAUUGGCCUCCAGUAUUACAGUUUUCCAACCUGUCCAGCUCUGGUUUACAUGGGAGCAAACAGUUUCAAGCCAUAGCUAAUGACAAACCUUGUAAGUGUAGCAUGCAUUGUCUUUCCCACCUCCAUUUUUGCCACAGUAGCAUCCUAAUCGAGGUCCCAGUGAUAUGCACAACCCCUUGGGGACGUGCCCCAAAAAAAAUGACACUAAUUUCUGAGUGUGCUUGCUUAAUAAUUUAAUAAAAUAAAAUAAAUUAAUUAAUAUUGAACAGCAAAGUUAUCAUGAAGUAUUUCCCAAAUCCUUGUACUUUAAAAAAAAACCUUUUCAAGUUUUCAAUGUCUUGAUUUGCAAAUCAGGAAAAACUCCAUUGUGUCUAUCAUUUAAACAAGCAGACAUCAUUUAAUUCAAGUUGUGAGAUCUGUUUUAUAAGCAACUUUAUCCUGAAGUAGCUGGUGUUAACCUGGCAAUCAGUGAAGUGUGUCCACCAAUGCCAGCAUCUUAAUGUGAAGGUAUCAGACUGCUGUGUAUGACUUGUAUCUCUGAGGUUUUAUCACUAUUCUUAUAAUAAAACCGUAUUUCAGGGAU
Molecule: messenger RNA, 4115 nt
Organism: Pogona vitticeps (central bearded dragon)
Lineage: Eukaryota; Metazoa; Chordata; Lepidosauria; Squamata; Agamidae
Gene: DCUN1D5
Product: defective in cullin neddylation 1 domain containing 5
Biological process (GO): protein neddylation
Cellular component (GO): ubiquitin ligase complex
Molecular function (GO): ubiquitin conjugating enzyme binding; ubiquitin-like protein binding; cullin family protein binding
Source: RefSeq, a predicted model, not a curated record